AUGUACGCUCCGGAUCAUCAUCGAAGGAAAGAAGUUAAAGAUGCCAUGUACCGUAGCAACUCUAGUCUCGACUUGAUAUAUGCAGAACAUCCCUCGGGAAACGGUCUUCGACGUGAAUAUGGAAGUCACGGCUCUAUUGAUGUGAUAGGUGGAGCUAGUGAACGUUAUAUACCCAGUAUGGUACAUAACUACAGUGGAGUAGCAGGUGGAGAGAAGUCUUCAAGUCUCGCCCGAGUGACAGACCGCUUCUCAGAAAUCUUGACCAGUGAUCAUGCAGAUGGCCCUACUCCCAGGGCGAGUGUUAGCCCCAAACCACGCCUUAAACUGAACAAAUUAUGGGGCGGAAAUACGCCUAUCGCAGCUCGGCAGUCUAACGAUGACUCCUUGUCUAGCAUUUCUGAAGCAAAACGCAAACAAUUUGCUCAUUAUGACUGCCAAUCACUUAUGGCAAAUUUGAGCUAUGCAGCAGAAAUUCGAGGAGCAUUAUUGAGUAGAAGACGUAACACUACUACAGGUGCGUCAGCAGCUUCUCUGUUAGCUACUCGGGGGUUGCCACCAGGUGAAGAUACAAUACCUGAUACAGGUGAUGGACGCUUCAAUGAGAUGAUAGAGAGCUGUCCUUUCUUCAGAAAUGAACUUGGAGGAGAAGAAGAGAGGUGUAUAUCCUUAUGUCAUCGCACUGCUAGAGGUGGUAUUCCCGGUCAGUUUGGUGGGUGGCAUAAACCACGAGCAGCAUAUGGUUUUUCUGUUCUUGAAUUUCCACCUGGUCACACACAUUGGCGCCAAGGCUGCCCAUUUGCUAAAUCCAUAACACCUUUACCAGUUGAAAGCCAAGAUCUAGGAGCAUUGUAUUAUAGAAACUACUUCUAUACACAACCUCAUCAAAAUUGGUUUGGUAUGGAUGAAAAUCUUGGUCCAAUAGCAAUAUCAAUAAAGAAGGAAAGAGUAGAAUUAAGAAGGGGAGGUGGAGAUGCUUCAGCACCUGCUUCUCAACUUGCCUGGCAAUAUAGACUCAUCGUCCGCACUUCCGAAUUGCUUACCUUACGAGGCUCUAUCUUGGAAGAUGCUCUACCCACAGUCAAGCCUAGUAAUAACAGCGCCACUUACAAUACUAAGGAGGUCUUAGAAUACAUUGCGCCCGAGUUGCAAUUAAAUUGCCUGAGACUCGGCAUAACAAAUACAACAACCGAAGAACAACUCUUGCGGCUAGACGAACAACGGGUCACGAGGCAUUAUAAAGUCGGAGUCAUGUAUUGCAAGAGCGGUCAAUCCACAGAGGAGGAGAUGUACAACAACCAAGAAGCCGGCCCAGCAUUUGUGGAGUUCCUCCAAACGUUGGGACAGACUGUCAGAUUAAAGGACUUCGAUAAAUACAAAGCGGGUUUGGACAAUCGAACUGAUUCUACCGGCUUAUACUCAGUGUAUACGACUUAUCAGGGCUGUGAGAUUAUGUUCCACGUAUCCACAAUGCUUCCAUACACUCCGAACAACAGGCAACAGUUGUUGAGAAAACGGCACAUCGGCAACGAUAUAGUAACAAUUGUCUUCCAAGAACCCGGCGCGGCUCCGUUCACACCGCGCAACAUUCGAUCUCAAUUCCAACACGUUUUUGUUAUUGUUCGAGUUAUAGACCCCUGUACGGAGAAUACUCAUUAUAGCAUCGCUGUGAGUCGUGCUAAAGAAGUGCCUUUAUUUGGACCGCCUAUUAAGGAUGGGGCGGUUUACCCGAAGGGGGAAGCAUUUACUGAUCUACUGCUUAGUAAGAUAAUUAACGGUGAGAAUGCAGCAAUUCAAUCGCCAAAGUUCAGUACAAUGGCCACCCGAACGCGACAAGAGUACCUGAAAGAUUUAGCAAAGAACUACGUCACUGCUACGACUGUAGAGACUGGACAGAAGUUUUCUAUAUUCUCAUCAUUGUUAAUGAAGAGCAGCAACUAUUCAAGUAAUAGUAAUGCUAUAAUGCAAAAAGUCGAUGACUGCACCAACGAUGUAUUGGUUGGCGGGGCAUUGUGUUUCCACGUACAUGUACAAGACGAAGGAGCUGGUGGUACAUCAGUCGAAUGUAUUUUGGGCGUUUCCGCAGACACGCUAGUGUUUGUUGAAGACCACUCACGCCAAAUCGUGCUUGUUAUACCUACCAACACUUUACUAGGCUGGGUUGUGAGCGGUGAAUGGACGCGGAUUUAUUAUCAUCGAGGCGAAAGCGUGCGCGUACGCAACGGAUCGGAAGCAUUAUUGCGGCGGCUCGCUAGCGUGGCGCCUCCACAUGCGCACUCUUUAUCUGAGAUCACGCUAGAGCGGGGUGCAGCUUCACAGCUGGGUUUUCACGUGCAACCCGACGGCUUGGUAACAGCCGUAGAAGGUGGAGGACCUGCGGCGCGUGCUGGUGUUCGCAGAGGCGCCAGACUCCUUGAAGUGUGUCGUGCUGCGGUUGUCGCUUUACCUCAUGACAAUCUCGUGGAUCUAUUAAAGACUUCGGAUCCGGUUACCGUGACCCUAACAUUUGCAUCGGGUGCUCGCUGCGAGUGUCAAAAUUAUGCCGGAGAGGCGUGGGCGCAACAGCCCGGACGGCGGCGACUCGCCCACGACCGGUCCGCCUCACCUCUCAGAUCUGACAGUUCAGGGUAUGGAACAGGGGGUUCAGGUCGCAGUGCAGCUUCACCAGGUGGUGAAGCGGUUCGUAGACGCUCCCACGAUGACGCGUCUCCGAGACAUCCUCGCCGACCUCGACUAUCAGCCAACACUUCUUCACUCACGGAAGAGCUAAUGCGUUUAAUGGAUGCUGAGCUGGGAGAAUCAAAGAAUAGCAACACAAGCACUACAGUCACGAGCGUUGCAGACAGGAAUAGCAAUAGUGGCAAUAGGGCGAGUGCGUCAGGGGACGCCCCCUUACCCCUACCGGACGCAUCAGCGUUGGAUUGGGCCGCACUAGUACACACUGCUACUAGAGCCAUGCUACAAAUAUGUGAAGAGCACCAGUAUCCAUCGUUAGAGAACUCGGACCCACCUUUAGAGCCUCCCACCAAUGAUACUAAUCGGGAAUGGAAUGAGAUCACAACGAGUGAACACACAACGCCACUCACAACAACACCACAAAACGCCAACGCGACGGCCAGCGGCGAUGCUAGCGGUUGCGAAUGCGGUCUUGCUGAUCGUGUUGCUGCACUAGAGGCGGACGCGGUAUGCGCCCAGCGACAUCAACAUCAACUGGAAGAGGAGGUACGUCGUUUAAGACGACACAACGCGCGCUUACGUGAGGAAUCGGCUCGUGCUGUAUGGCAGCUACGACACUUCACCCAAUGGCUUAAGCGGACUGUGGACAAGCAGUAA
This is a messenger RNA of Leptosia nina, 3330 nucleotides long. The record is from the annotation of a GenBank genome assembly. NCBI's taxonomy places the organism in Eukaryota, Metazoa, Arthropoda, Insecta, Lepidoptera, Pieridae.